Messenger RNA from Neoarius graeffei (lesser salmon catfish), 1332 nucleotides. It is a transcript of the gene gfral, whose product is annotated as GDNF family receptor alpha like. The transcript is spliced from 11 exons. The record is from RefSeq and is a predicted model, not a curated record. The coding region runs from base 1 to 1332 and encodes 443 amino acids. Gene Ontology annotation, biological process: nervous system development. Gene Ontology annotation, molecular function: signaling receptor activity. NCBI's taxonomy places the organism in Eukaryota, Metazoa, Chordata, Actinopteri, Siluriformes, Ariidae. Gene Ontology annotation, cellular component: signaling receptor complex; external side of plasma membrane.
AUGGAGACCGGAGUGGUGGCCGUAACACUGCUGGAGGAGCUAAAACACGGAAUAUUCCCUAUUUGGAUCUGCCUGGUUUCGCAGAUAGUUUGCACCAUGAUAUCGACACGCUGCUUGUCACUGAUGCAGCCUUGUAUUUCACCACACCUGUGCAGAAGCAAACAGACUCUUCUGAGAAAUGUUUGUGUUUCUGAAGACAGCAGCUGCCAAAUGCAAAGUUCUGAGAGCUGUAAUUUGACUAUUCAAGCAAUAUUCAGUCACUCAGUCAAGUGUAUGUGCACCGAUGAAAAUCCAUGCAACAUUCUACAACUACUGGAUUCCUUCUGCCAUUCCUACUUAGCAGACGUUGAGCCUUUGCGCACACCUGACAAAUCAAGAUCGGCAACUCAGCAGGCAAGCCGUCAAGCCGACGGUCUACAUCCUCAUUCCGAUCAUCACCUACCCUUACCAGUUCAUGAAAACAGCCUGAAGGUGGAAUGGAAAAAAAGUACACUGUUAAAAUAUGUACCGGCCCCAAACAGUUCCUGCGUACAGGAGAUGACGCUUUGUAUCCAGGAUGAAGUGUGUAAUCGGCAGCUGGUGCCGUUUGUCCAGUCUUGUUCUGCUCCUCAGUGUGAGGAGAAGCUUUGCAGGCUGGCGGCAAGACGAUUUUAUUCUAUCCUGCCUGAAAACGUGGCUGAGAUGCUAGUGUUCUGCCAGUGUGUGACAGAUGACCAGGACUGCCAGCAUUUUCAGACCAUGCUCAGUUCCAACUCCUGUAAACAAGACACGAUAGCACAAUGGAGCUGCCUGGAGAUGCUGGACAACUGCACUGGAGAGAAGGUUUGCAGGCAGACAUUUGAAGCAUUCUUGUCCAAAUGUUUUGGCUCAGAGGAUGUUUCAUUUAGUGGAUAUUCAACCACAGACCUGCUGCACGUCAUCGAUCUCAACUUUUUUGUCAGUGGAAACAAAGAGUGCAGACUGGCCUUUGUAGCUACAAUGGGAUCUGUGCUUCAGAGUCCGUGCACCUGUCAGGGACUGGAUCAUCACAAUCUUUACAGGUGCAAUGUGCUGCACCAAGCCAUUCAUAGCAGAUCCUAUUUCAGACCUCAAGGACCUAAGCAAAAUACCUUCUCAACGAAAUCAAAAGUAAACAAAUCACAGCAAGAGCAUUCAUGGCUAAAUGAUGAAUUAUUCUACAUCGUGGUGUCCGUUUGUGUGGCGGUGGUGGUGAUCAUUGCAGUUGUCAUCGCCAUUGUUAUGCAUAAACUGAGGAAAAAGCACAGUUUGCCCAAGAACCCAGAUUCAAGAUUCAAACCCCCAGAGGAUUCCUCAAAAUCACUUGUCCUGUAA